GGGAGUACCGAUGGAGAAGAAGACGACGACAUGCACGAUUUCUACAGCCUAACGCCGAUCAGUAACGUAAACAAGACGAGCAGCGCGAUAAAGUCGAGUGAAGCGUUGGCACUCGCGUGCAUUGAUGUGUCAAUAAACUCGAUCAACUUGGAAAUGGAAAUAGACUCGGGGUCGUAUUGGAGUGUAAUUUCUGAUGAUACGAGAAGUAAGUACUUUGCGAAUCUGGAAAUGUCGAAUGUCUCAUUUUCGCUGAAUGCGUAUAAUUUGAAAAUAAAACCGGUAGGCAUGUUACGUAAUUUAAAUGUUCAAUUUAAAAAUCGCAUGUUAGAACUAGACGCAUUGGUAAUGCCGGGGAAGGGAGCAUCGCUGUUCGGCAGGUCAUGGUUGCACGCUUUUGGACUUUGGUCGUCAUUUAAACUGAACAAUGUAGAAUCAGCCGCGGAGGAAAAAUUAAAUGAGAAAGUUGCAAAAGAUUUCCCUAAGCUAUUCGGUACGGGUACAGGGUGUUUCAAUAGAGGUACCCUAAGACUCACCCUAAAAGAAAACGCUGUGCCGAAGGCAUGCAAACUUAGACACGUGCCAUACGCGUUGAAAAAUAAAGUAGAAGCGGAACUGAGACGAUUGGAAAAUUUAGGACAUAUCGAGCGCGUCGAAACGAGUGAAUGGGCUACACCCAUUGUUCCGAUAAUAAAAGAUGAUGGUUCUGUACGGAUAUGCGGUAAUUUCAAGCUAACGGUUAACCAGUGUUUAGUGAUAAAUAGACACCCAUUACCAACAAUAAACGAUAUCUUUAGCGCAUUGCAAGGGGGAGAAAAAAUCAGUCAGAUCGACCUGACUCAUGCACAUAUGCAGAUACCGGUCGACCCUGCAUCGCGGGAUAUGUUAACAAUAAUCACGCACGUUGGCUUGUAUCGGUACACGAAGUUAACGGAAGGCGUUGCAUCGGGACCGGGGGAAUUUCAAAAGAUAGUAGAGAACUGCUUACAGGAUAUACAGGGGAAGCUAGCCAUCUAUCUGGACAAUGUAUAUGUUACGGGCGGAAAUGAUAAAGAGCAUAUUGAUACGUUAUAUAAAGUUUUACAAAGACUGGAAGAAUAUGGAUUUAAAGUAAACGUGAAAAAAUGCGACUUCAUGAAAGAAGAAUUGGAAAUCCUUGGAUUUGUUAUUCGUAAAGGGGAAUUAUGCGCGUCGAAGAAGAAAGUAAAUGCGAUUGUAAACGCACCAGUACCGGGGAAUAAAAAACAAUUGUUAUCCUUCCUAGGACUUGUAACAUAUUACGAGCGUUUUUUGUCCGACCGUGCCUCACGCUUGAAACCAUUGUACGAGCUAACGAAAAAAACGAGGUUCGAAUAGAACGCGGAAUGUGAGGAAGCAUA
Molecule: messenger RNA, 1376 nt
Organism: Osmia lignaria (orchard mason bee)
Lineage: Eukaryota; Metazoa; Arthropoda; Insecta; Hymenoptera; Megachilidae
Source: RefSeq, a predicted model, not a curated record